Carcharodon carcharias (great white shark) is the source of this 2608-nucleotide messenger RNA. RefSeq names its product transmembrane protein 87A-like. The transcript is spliced from 21 exons. NCBI's taxonomy places the organism in Eukaryota, Metazoa, Chordata, Chondrichthyes, Lamniformes, Lamnidae. Gene Ontology annotation, biological process: retrograde transport, endosome to Golgi. Bases 345 to 1850 code for a protein of 501 amino acids. The record is from RefSeq and is a predicted model, not a curated record. Gene Ontology annotation, cellular component: Golgi apparatus; Golgi cisterna membrane.
CUCGGGGAUGGCGGCCGCCGAAUUGGGGAUGAUCGUAAUGUUGGGUGCCGGAGAAGGAAGCAGAUAUUGGUUCUAUCUAGUCAUACUCGGUGUUAUCCGGUCCUGUAUCGCUGCAGAGGUAUCCAGAUGGAGCAUUCCGGUUACGGAGAAAAAUUUUAAUUAUACAUUCAGGAAGACACUUUUCAAUGGCAGCACUAUUUCUUUAAGAUUGUGUUAUAGCAGAAGAUGGAAGGAAAGGAGGGAAGUUUGAAUAAAUUCUUGAUGGGAACACGUGUGAUUCCUCAUCGAUUGUUAACAUCUCCUGGUACCUCAGGUAUUCACACUGCUACAACGAAGUCUUCAAUAUGCCAGAUGAGCAGAAUAUUGUAUACUUUGAAAAUAACCAUGAAGUACAUGAUGGAUGGUCGGGAAGCUACGCACAGAAUUUCAUCGUUAUUGAGAACUGUACAGAGCUCUUUAAAGCACAGUUCUCCCAUUCAUCUUUAAUCCAUGUGAAGAAAUUGGAGCCCCUGAAAGAGAAUCCAAGAAGCACUCAAGAUGACAAGGAUAAUACAACAGUUGAAGCAAUUUCAUCUCCACCGUCAAGGUUAGAGAGGCCUGGCUUGUUCACAAGUUGGGAAGAUGGGCCGUAUUUAUUUAUAAUUAGAAUCCAAAUGUCUCAGAAAGAGUCAAAGAAAGAAGAAAAUAGCCAAGGCAUCAAAUCCACAGCAAAAAUAACUGACCAGGUAACAAACAAAAGUAAAAGGGAGGCAAACUUAAAGACGAAGGCUGUGCUAGCAGAGCAAGAUCACCCGUCAUUUACAAUGAUUGUGGAAAUGAAAGGGCAAUAUGAUUACAUCUCCCCUGCGGACUGGCCACUAAUGGUGUUUUUCAUGGUGAUGUGCAUUGUGUACGUGUUAUUUGGAGCUCUAUGGCUAGUCUGGUCUGCCUGCUACUGGAGGGACCUCUUGCGCAUCCAGUUCUGGAUCGGAGCUGUCAUCUUUCUGGGAAUGUUAGAGAAAGCUGUCUUUUAUGCAGAGUACCAGAGCAUCCGAUACAAGGGUGAAUCAGUGCAAGGAGCUGUGAUUUUUGCUGAAUUACUUUCUGCACUGAAGCGUUCCCUGGCUCGAGUUCUGGUCAUCAUAGUCAGUCUUGGAUAUGGAAUUGUGAAGCCUCGCCUGGGAGCCAUGCUGCACAGAGUUGUUGGUGUUGGGGUCCUCUACUUAAUUUUCUCUGCAAUAGAAGGCAUUCUUCGAGUCACUGGAACCCCACUUGUUACCCUGGCUCUCGUAGGGAACAUCACACUCUCAUUGAUCGAUUCCUGUGUAAUCUGGUGGAUCUUCAUCAGCUUGACCCAGACCAUGAAGAUGCUAAAGCUGAGAAGAAAUGUUGUGAAACUGUCAUCAUAUAGACAUUUCACAAACACACUCAUCUUUGCUGUUAUAGCAUCAAUAUUUUUCAUCAUUUGGACAACAAAGAAGUUCCGGCUGGCGGACUGUCAGUCAGACUGGAGAGAGCGGUGGAUAGAUGAUGCAUUCUGGCGAUUGCUGUUCUCCGUCAUUCUACUGGUCAUAAUGAUCUUGUGGAGACCAUCAGCAAACAAUCAAAGGUUUGCCUUUUCCCCUCUUGCAGAUGAGGAUUAUGACGAUGAAUUGAAGGAACCAAUGCUCAAUGAAGCUUUUGAGGGAAUGAAGAUGAGAGGUACAAAAGCAGAGUCCAAUGGCACUGCAAAGCUUAAUAAAGUGGAUGAAGAUCUGAAGUGGGUUGAAGAGAAUGUUCCAUCUUCCAUGGCAGAUGUUGCACUUCCAGCCCUUCUAGACUCAGACGAGGAAAUUAUGACAACAAAAUUUGAGAUUUCAAAAAUGGAGUGAAAAUGAAAUCAUUGGAAAGCAUUGCUCUUGUUUUUGAAGUAACAACUGUCCAGGAGAAGGUGACUUCAGUCUGCACAAGGCACCAAAACUGUAUUGUCUCUCAUGGCUUCACUGGGGUUGGGUGGACAGAGGAGUGUUUUAUACUUUGCUAAAUUACAAUUCUGUUUUUUUUUAAAUGAAUAAGUUAUUUUGCUAGUGCUUGCCAUAGAUGUCUUGUUUGGGUAAAACUAUACUCUUUGUUCCUGUAAAAUAAAUGGCUGGUCUGCUGCUAUUCCUAAGCAAAGUUACACGGAGGACAGGCCGCAAGUUAACACAACGCUGCUGGUGUUCAUUCUUCCUUUCCAACCCACCUUGCCAAAUGAAGUGAAAAGCAAGGUUGCCUUUGUAUUCUAACACCAAGUUUUUCACUGCCUGAAACAAGGGUGCAGUAAACUGGUGGCGUUAUUUAGCCACUGGCUCACUGCAACCCCAAAGAAUCGGUUCCUCUAUCCCCGAUAUACUACAGUUACUUAGUUUCUCCCCAAGUUUAUUUGUGUGCAAUUCCAGGGAAAGGGUUGUUUUGUAGAUUCUAGCCUGUACAGCUGGACUUGAGUUACUGACUGCCAGCAGUGCUGGCACCUGAAGUGGCCAUUUGGCUAGAAUUGGCAGGAAAAUGGAGCCUUGUAAACCUGAUGUUGGAGUUUAGUAAAACUAUCAGGGCAGCCUUAUUGUGACGAAAUUGUUUUCAAAUCAAAUAAAAUUAUAUGGGUGAAAUCAUA